AUGAACAGAAGAAAAACAGUCGUUAAGGAGGCAAUAAUUGAUGUUGAGGAUCAAAUCAGUUAAAAAGAAUUGAUGUUUGCAGUAUUGGUUUUUAUCUUAUGAUGAGCCUGUAAUUUAAGUAUACAGAGAUAAUCUCAAUCUAACAGAUAUAUAAGUAGAUUCCAUUACUAAUAUUAUGCAAAAUAUAGAAAUCUUUAAAACAUGGUGUCCUGAAUCUAGUACCUUAUUUGAGUUUACUCGUUUAAUAUGUUAAAAUCUAUAGUAUGAAAGAAUUGAAAAAGGAAAUGCUGUGUUUCAUAUAGGUUAUAAUUCUAACUUAUUACAAGGUGAAUAGGGAGACAAGUUUUACAUCAUCCUUACUGGCAGAGCAGGUGUAUAUAUUCGUAGACAGCAAUAAUAAAUAGAAGCUGAGGAGGGUGCUAUGUUACCAAAAAUUGAAAAAAUUCUUGAAAGAAUGCAAUUUAAAACAAUUGAAGAAAUUGAUUAAGAUCAAAAAUUGUCAUUUUAUGAAAAGCUAAUAAAAAAAUAAUCAAAACCAGUAAAAUAAAUAGAAGCAGAAUUAUUAUUGUUACAUGUGGGUAAUUUCGAUAUGUAUUUUACUAUUAAUGGAAUAUGUAAAUUCUAGUAAUUGUCACAAGUGCAUUCUGGUCUCUUUUUUGGAGACAUGGCUUUGACAACUGAUAAACCUAGAGCAGCAAGCAUUAUUGUUGUAACUGAUGUAUAAGCCUUAUCACUUAAUAAAGCCAAUUUCAAAGUAAAAAAAUAAAUCUUAAUCUUCUAUAGAAAAUCUUUGAAAAAUAGAUCAAAACACAAUAAGAAAAAAUAGAUUAUUUUCUUAAGAUGUUUCCAACUAUGACUAAAUUCAAAAUGAGUAAACUGAUUAUGUAUUUCACUUAAUACAAAUAUCCUGUCAAUUACACCAUCUGGAAAUAAAAUGAUGUUGUAGACGGAUUCUUCCUCUUAAAGGAUGGAGAAAUCCAACUCUAAUAGACCGUUGAUUUUAAUCCACUUCUAAAGUCUGAUUAGAAUCAAAUUGCCUUAUCUCCAAAAAAAGAGAAAACUAAUCAGAAGGAACUCGUAACUGUAUAAUUCUUAUUCAAUAUAUAGAUAGCUCAUCUUACAGGUGGAUGCUUCGUUGGUGAAACUGACAUCUAUUUGUAGAAUGAAAAAAGAGAUUUCAGUGUUAAAACAUUGACUCAAUGCAAUGUAUUUACAUUGCAAUUAGAUAAUUUUGCGAUUGUUAAGAAAUCCUUUCCUGAAUUCAUUAUACCUCUCUAAACUCUACAAAAAAAAAACAUUGCAUUGUAUAGAAAAAGAUUAGAUGAAAUUAUGUAAACAAAAAUAGCUAAUAUAAAUCUACAGAAAAAAGAAGAAAUCAAAAAUAUUGAAAGGAGAUACAUCAACGAAAUAGAAAUUAAAUUGCAUACACAAAAUUCUUACUAAGAAUAAUCCUCCCCUAUUUUGAGAUCCACAUUACAACCUAAAAUGACUAAAUAAUAAAUGGUUGAAUAAAAUUUGUCUAUUGCUGAUUAACAUACAAAAUCUGAUAUAGCAGCUGGUAAAAAUGAGGAAUUUAAUAUGCUAAAAAUGGCUGGAGAAAACUUCUAAAAGUGUUUGCUUAUCAGAGUAGAAAAAUAAUUCGAAUAAUUUUAACCAGCAAAACCUAAGUAUUUAUUCUAAAUUUAUUAUAUAAGAGCUAAAACACCUUACUUUAGUAAACACCAAAAAGAUAUUAAAGAUCUACUCGAAUAAAUUAGAAGACAUCAAUUACCUUCGGUUUUAUAAAAAGAACCAAUUGUAUUUAAUUAAUAACAAGAAGAUGAUUUACAAAAUAAUCUGCCAUUCUUAACCAUGACCAAAUAAUAAUUAAGAAUAAUUAAUCCUUUGAUUUAAUAAAAGGUUGAAAUACUCAAAUAAUGCCUAAGUCGUUAAUCUCAUACAUCUAUUUCGAAAUCUAAAUCUUUAUGUUAAACAGCGGAUCAAUUUUAUAAAUCUAAAGCAUAACAAGGAUUUAUACUUUGUGAUUCUCUCUUUCCGUAUAAACCAGUUCAUAGUACUAAAAAUAGCAACAAUCAACACUAUAGUAAUUUUAAAGUUUUCCAAAGAAAUAAGACAACACAAUAAAGUCAAAUAUAAAAAAGAUCAUGUUAAGACAUUACAGACACUAAUUUUUUUAGUUCACAACCUACAGUCUAACUCACGUGA
Paramecium octaurelia is the source of this 2205-nucleotide messenger RNA. NCBI's taxonomy places the organism in Eukaryota, Ciliophora, Oligohymenophorea, Peniculida, Parameciidae. The record is from the annotation of a GenBank genome assembly.